This is a messenger RNA of Manduca sexta (tobacco hornworm), 11365 nucleotides long. RefSeq names its product microtubule-associated protein futsch. The record is from RefSeq and is a predicted model, not a curated record. Gene Ontology annotation, molecular function: protein binding. Bases 410 to 6079 code for a protein of 1889 amino acids. Lineage: Eukaryota; Metazoa; Arthropoda; Insecta; Lepidoptera; Sphingidae. The transcript is spliced from 10 exons.
GUUUCUUAGACAUUACUACUAUGAACUAAAAAAAAUCCUAGAAAAAGCCAAGAAAUUUAUAUAUCUGCGCACAGAAAUAGUUCCCUGGACAAUCACCCUUUCAAUGGAUUUCUAGCGGAUUCACGAGAUAUCGUACUUUAAAGAUUUUGAGUCUUUGGACAUACAUUUUUUGCGGGUUCAACAUGAAAGAGUUGGCAAAACUGUACACAACACUACACUGUAUAGUUAUGUAGUAGGAUGUGUAGUAGGCUGUGUACAGAAUCUGGUACUGGUACUAACGUCGGAUUUCCGGUUUUCCUGUUUGGUGCGGCUAUGAGUACUAUUGUUUCGUGGUUUAGUGUGAAAAAAUAUCUGAAUUGAUUGUUUCAACGAUUGUGAUUUGUUAAAAUACAAGUAUAAGCGAUGCUUAAUGCCGGGCGCUCGCUCGACUAUUAAGCCGGCGUCGGCGGGCGAAUACUCUGCUUCCGAUGAGGAAUCACAACUAAAAAUCCAUCUGCAAAAACAGCUGGAAGACGAUGUGGCUAGAAUUUUUGAUGAGUCCAUAUAUUCUGAUCUUGAAGUGGUGUGUGGGAAAUUAAAAAUACUAACUCAUUCUUGUAUACUAAAAACACGCUCCCAUAAAUUUUAUCACAAGCUCAAAAGUAUUUUGCAUGUGAAUAGUGGGCGCAAUACUUAUGAUGAAAUAUAUUCGUUCAUAAGCGAUGUUUAUACUGAAUGCGACGUACGACAUCAAGAGAGGGAAAUAAUAGCAUAUCUAAAUGAAAAUUUUAAUAUUGUACGUUCCGUCGCAAACGCGUCGUCGUGCAAUCCGAAGGAAGAUACAGACGAGACGGAAACAUUUUACACUCCGAAGUGUCCUAUAAGCCCACGCAUUGAAAAAGGCAGCCAAAAAACAAUAAACUCUAGUCCAAGCACCGAACUAACGAAAGAGUAUUACGCAUUGGUGCCCAUUAACAACAAUCUUUUAGACAAAGAACUAAUCGAACAAGACGCGCUUUCUAAUGCAUUUUUAUCAAUUAUAAAAUCCCAAGUCGAUGAUAAAGUAGAAACAAAAGUUUCACAGCCCAAUAAACCUACUUCCUUGUCACUUUCUAGUCAUAUAUCCAAAACAGUCAAACAUUCCAAUACUUAUGAUAUUAUAAAUUCAGAUCGUGUAACAGAUAACAUUCCCAAAUUCGAAAAGAGUAUUGAAAAGCAUUCUAUUGUCGCCACUAGUCAUGAGUCUAAAUUGAUUACUACGUACUUAUGUAAUGAUCAUACUGAUCCUGCUUUUAAAGCCUGUCCGCCCGUCGGAGACAAGUUAAUAGAUCCAACAUAUUCACCAGAUAGCUUAAUCACAGACGAACCGAGUAGUUCAUCAGAUUACUUAUCCGCUACUUACACUUGUUCGCCGGUGGCCGGCUCUUCUGGAUGUUUUACUCAAUUAAAUGUUAGCGAUAACAAUACAAAAAUGGAGAAUAUUUUCACAGUAUCAGAUUCCGGGUUGGAAACUGCCGGACUGUUGGAGAGCAUUAAUAGUCAUAAAGACGUCACGUUAACAGACAUAUCGUUGACGGAAAGCACCCUUCACGAUCUAACUGCAGAUGAGGUAACUAAUUCUAACUCUAAUUCACAAGAAACAGUCCAUACUCCAUUAACAGAUUUAAAAGAAUUUCAUAGGCUGAAAUUAUUUAAUUUGCCACAUUCAAAAUCUCUUGGGGGUAUGUCUACAGAAAAAGAAAGUAAUAGCCAGAUCACCGAUAACAGGCCUGGAAUUAAAGAAGAAAUGAGUGGAAAAUCGUCGAAAGAAGAAAAACAGAGGCAAAAUGAAGAAAUUGUUAUAUUGGAAUCUUCUUCUUUAUCAUCUGAAACUGGUUCUUGGGAAUCAGUAUUCCCACCGAAGUUGUCAGAAAAAGAUAUAUCAGAAAAGACUGCACAUGAUGGACAAUGUUCGCAUGAAAGUAAUUUGGAUACGAAACUAGAAUCUACGAGUUCGAACGAUUUAUAUUCAGAAAAAUUCAAUUGUGAUGUAAGUCAAAAAUAUUUCAAAUCUUCUUCUUGCUUUAUUGAUGCGGCAAGUCUAGUCGAAGAGGAAACUGAAGCUAUUAACUUAUCAGCUGGAUUGAGUGAACCUAGUAAAGAGACUAAGAUGGAUACAUUACCAGCACCGAGCCAACCCGUACCCUGUUCAACUAUAAAAGUAGACAUAAGCCCAAAUGAUUGGUCAGAAUGCAAUGAAAAUGACGAUUCAUUAGAACAACAAGACCACAAAGAUCCAGAUUCAAUACAAAAAGAUUUAUCUCCUACCAUAUUUGAAAUGACUCCUAUAACAGAAGAUUCUUUAUGUGCAAAUGCUUUUGAAGACACAAGUCGCACUGAACAAAGAAACAUUAAUGAUAAAGAUGAAACUUCACUAACUAGUUCAGUAUUUACGAGUAGCACACCACAUAACUCUAUAAUGUCAGUAAAAGCUUCCGCCCUGAGACUGUAUGGCUCUGACAAUGAAUCUAAUGUUGCGUUAAAACAAGAAAAUAGUAGCAUUGGAUUGAAAUCGCAAAACUUUGUAUCGCCGCCAAUCGUAUCAGGUGGUGCCUCUAUAGAGGAUCAUUUGCUUCAACUAGGUGAUAGUCAUACGGGGAGUCCAUUAGUAAAAAGGAAAAUUGAAAAUAUUCCUAUUGUGUCAGGAGCUUAUAUACAAGAUAUAGAAAAUCAAAAUAACGAUCAAGGUAAAACUUCUAAAAUUUCUAGUGCACCGGCGUGGGUCGUCGACAUGUCUACUGGAUCGAAUACAGAUAGAAACCUGGUUUAUCAAAGCCAAAUUUCAAAAAAUAGUGGUGACUGUGUUAACGACAAUGUGAAAAUGAAUCCCAAGUCUACGAAUAUCGCUGACCCUUGUAACAAAAGUAGAAGUUCUGUUGAUUCAGACAGCAGUGAAAGAUCCAGUCAUAAAUUUUAUAUCGAUUUGUCAAGUUUGCCUGAUCCGCUACCUCCAAAAACUCAAACAGAACCUGAAAGUAUAGCAGAAAAGAAAAAUAUUUUUACUAUGUACAUAGAUUUAGGGGACAAAUCAGCGGUAAAAGAAAUGCCAGCAAGGCUAUCGUCACUAAACAAAAGAAGCAAUUCCCAAACGGAAACUCCUAUCAAUGUUAAUAAAAAUACCAAGGUAGCCAAAACACCAGCUAGUGACUUUUCUGUGGGUAAAAAUUGUUCCACCAGUUUAUUAACAUUUGAAAAAUUAGAAUCAUUAUGCAACGAUCCUAAUAUCAGUAUUUCGGAAAUUAUUAACAUUCCAGAAAGUAACAAAACCGCAGGGCCUCCUAAGGAUUCUGCGGAAGCUCGAUCAGCUGUUACAGAUUUAAGUUCGCACACCUUCAGUGAUAAGGUACCCACUAUAGAAGAGGAACCACCUAUGGAAGAUUUGGCAAAAGAUUCAAAUGAUCUUUUUGUUAAAUUGUCAGAUUUGGACAAACCUGUUUCAAAAUUGUCAGACUUAGAGGAAUCUAUUCCAAAAAUAAACACAACUAUAACCAUUAGCAAAGAAGAUACUUGGGAAACAAGGAUGACACGGUCGAUCCCCGAUAACAGUUGGGGCGAUUUAAAUCUGGCCGGCAACUCCAGGUCUAGCGAUAUCAUAAGUUCAUUUCAUUCAGAAAAUGCACUGAGUUUAAAUCGCUUGUUUCCUCACUUAAAGAAUGAGUUCAGUAGAAGUGUUCCCGGAUCUUUAUCAAGCCGAACGCGAUCUCCUUUGAGAUUAGGAAAUUCUGUCAGUACCGGCGAAAUGGAGGAGCAAGCAUCGGAUAUGUCAGAAAUUAGCAGCGUCCAAAGCAGCAUUUGUCGCUCCGUAGUCGAAAAUAGUACUACUGAAGAAAUGAGCCAAACUGCGAGCCUCGUAGGCAGUUGUCAAUCCCGUCUAGGGCAGGACCUUCUUCGCAUGUUCCUGGAAGAGAUAGCCCCUGAUGUCAUUGUAGAAGUAUCUGGCAAGAGGAUUAAAGCGCAUAAAUGUAUAUUGUCAUCCAGGUGUCAAUUUUUCGCUGGAAUUCUAAGUGGAGGAUGGGUGGAAAGCGCCGGCAACGUUAUUGCUUUGCCUUCAUUUUCGUAUAACGUAGUGCAUUUCGCGAUGUGUCAUAUAUAUUCUGGACUGUCCGCGAUACCUGACUCAAUUAGUAUUCUGGAAUUGGCUACGUUAGCGGACAUGUUGGGCCUGGAGGGUCUGAAGGAAGCUAUUAUGUUUACGCUCAAAGCUAAAUACUGCCACCAUUUUCAUAGGCCAUGUGCGGUGUGUAUAGCUGGCGUGUUGGAAUGUUUUCCACUUUCUUCAGCGUAUGGAUUAGACGAUUUGUAUCGGAAAUGCCUGCGGUGGAUCACGAAGUAUUUUACCAAAGUGUGGCCUACAAAAGCGUUUGCCACUCUCCCGUCCGAGCUCUUAGAGAAAUGUUACCAACAACAUAUUGUGCAUUUGACUACGGAAAAUAUAGUUGAUACUGUAUAUGGAUGCGGCAUUACCGUGGCAUCGCUACAGAAUAGCAGGUGGGCGGAAACGGUCGCGCGAAUGUGCCGCCGCUUGGUGAACGCGGCUGCGCACUUCGCCGCGCUGAGACUGGUCGCGACGCUGCGAGCGAUCUCGUCAAUGCCGGCGGAUGCGCCGCCGCCCGCCCGACAAGCGCUCAACGACUGCCUCGCCGCCGCCAUAGAGUGGGCACCACCCGACGAAGCAUGCCGCGCUUAUGCAUACUUAUCAGAUGUCGUAAAGAAUUUGAAGAGUCAGCAAUACGCCAAACCCGAUCUGAUCACGAAUGCCAAUCAGGGGGCCAAGGUGGCUGGACCUAAUAAUCUGUUCUACAGCCACGCGGCUAGCUGGAGGCUACAAUCUGAGGGCGCUCUAGUUCGAGCCGCGCCCCGCGUGGUCGGCAUCCAGGCUUUUCAAGAACUACCCCCUGAACUACGUAAAAGGUUGCGCGAACUCGGUUGUAUUAUGUAUGGAACGCAAGCCAUGCCUGUGACUACCUCGCUGACUCAAGAUAAAAAAAGUCGCAGCAUUCACCACAGUCAGGCUAGUAAGACGCAUAACACGACUGGAAGUUGUAGCUUAGAUAUUGAUCAAGUUCGGGCGUCAUUUGUUCCGUACGCUUCCAAACCUACCACUCAUGUCAGCACAGUCGACAUAUUGAAAGGCAAUAACGAUAUGAAAAAGUCGGGUCGCUCCAAGCCACCAAAAGUGAGGACGACGAAGGCGCAAGAAGAACGAGCCAAAUUUAAUCUGACUAAGAAUCAAGUGCGCGUAAAUGGCAAAGCAGGUGUGUCCGCAAAGCGGGUCUACGAAAAUGCUAAACCGAGAUAUUUAGAACCACGAUUGUGUAAAGAAAACGAAAAAAAAGUUGUUGCGAAUAAUAAAUUAGUCCCCAAAGUGAUGUCAUCAAGUGAAUCAUCUCGCAAUUCCAGUCCGAUCCAGGUUCGUAAUUUACGUACGGGUCGUACGAAGACGCAACAAAUAUUCGAAAAGCAACCGCAGGCGAUCUCGCAAGACAGCCUUGCCACCUCGUCGCGGCCAAGAACUGCGGAGCCCUCCACCGACUCCCUUAGCGAAUCGCAAAAUAGCAACAAAUAUGCUACUUACACCAAAGCGAAACAUCCCUCUAAAGGAUCCGUCGAAUCGAUAAAAUCGUCGAAGUAUCCCUCGAUCGGCCAAACGAGCCUCCUGCAUGGAAAGAUGAAAACGAAGAUUCCCGUGCAUAUGCAUCAGGAUCAAAAAAGGGUAAAUUCAGAUAACAAGCCUACUCCGGAAGCCGCGAAGCGGGUCACGCCGUCCAUAGCCACCGCAAAGGUGAACGCAUCGCCGCGGGGUAAAGUCAACGAGAGGAAGGCCACUGGGUCCUUAAUGAACGCCACUAAAUCUAGUUCGGCCAAGAUGGUCCCUAAACUGGUGAAGGACUCGGUAUGCCAUAAGGGUGGAAUGAAAAAGAACGUACAUACAAAACAUUUUAACAAUCACGACGAAAACCAGCCGCAUAACGAAUUCCCAGUGAUGGAACGGUCAGGAACAUUUUUGAAAGAUGAGCCUACCUUUGGUGACAAAACCACGAACAUGGACAUAGGUCCUUAAAUUAUAUAUCGGUAUUUCUCCGGCCUACAUUUAAACAAAUCAAAUAAUUUGAUAAAUAUCGACACCAUAGAAAUUAAAUUUGGAAUAUGCUCUGAGACCACAGGGCAUAUGGGUAACGAGGUAUCUUGGCACUAUGUUGUACUAUGACAGCACUAUGUCCCAUUUUAUCACGUAAUGAUUGUUAAUAUAAUAAAAUAGUUGUUUAGUUAAGUAUAUAUUUUAAUACUCGACACGAAAUUAUCUAUGGUUUACGUUUGUUCCGACUUAAUUUAUUACGCAGUAGGUAUGUAGUUGUCGCGGUUCCGCCCGCGUGAUAAUCCUCACCCGGGAUGAAAGUUUCAUUAUGUAAUUUUCUAAGAUAAAAAAUACCCAAUACAGAGACAAUUACUUUCGCAUUCAUAAUAGUAUCAUAUGGAUAUAAAAAAAAAAAUUCAAUAUGUAACAUAUUUGCAAGAUGUCAUAUUUUCCGAAAUUAAGAAUUUUAAUCUAAAUAUCCCGAAUAUAAAUGUAAGAUUUAGAUUGCUUAUGAAAUUGAUUAUACUAAAGUUUUCUGUAUUAAAACGCACUUUAAAAACAAGAACUGAUUGACAUCAUUGACAUCCUCAUCUGUCAUCACUCACUAUCGUGAGUGAUAUUAUUGAUAAAUAAUCAUGCGGCCCAUUUACUUAAUCUCAUAUUCUUAAUUCUUAUUUGUUUUGUUGAUCAGCUGUUCUCAGUCAUUUUUCGAAAUGUUACUUUAUACAAAACGCUUUUCAUUAUCACUUCACUUUGUUAAUAGUAUGUCAAACGGUUCUUAAUUUUAAAUAACUUUAUUACUAUUAUACAUACCAAAGAGUGUAUAACAUACUUAGAACAUAUAAAUAGAGAAGAAAAAUUCAACAAUACAGUCAUCAUUCUGCAAAUAAGAAUGUAUUUGACACAUACUAUAUAUUUAAUCUGCCGCUUAAAUAUUUGCUGUUUGUUAUAAUAUUUACUAUAUAACACAUGCAUUUUAAGCAACUCUGUUACUAAUAACCUUAAGGCUGUAUUCGUGAGUUUGAUUUUGGUAGUGAUAAUAGAGAGCUUAUUAGAUUACCUUUCCGUUCGCUUAAUAAACAAGUUAAAUUUAUAUAAUACGGGCCUUGGGAUUAACAAUAUUUGAUAGUUUUUAUUUUUUUUGUGUAAUAAUUAUUAUGAAAAAGUAAAAUGUAGAUUGUUGCCAUUUAUAGUGUUAGGCUUAGCACUUAUUUAUUGUAGACAUAGCAAUCUGUACGCCGCUAAGCUGUUUUAUUGCAGUAUAAAAUAUUGUAUAUUAUGUAGUGACUAUAAGUAUAAAUUUUGCUAUUGCGCUGUUAUAGUUAAUGUAAUGCAUAUUUAAUAGCGUUUGAGUAUUUUUAAAUGAUAAGUGACUUAGCAGCACACAUUCAAAUAAUCUAGAUAGUUAUGAAAUAAUAUUUUAUAUUUCGACAUUCCGCGAUAUCUCUUCUAUUCCUAGGUAAUUUCAUGCGUAUCGAGUGCACAAGUUUGGCAUCGUUGACGACAGUGCACGAAUAUGCGCAGAAUGUAGAAUGAAAUACGUUCGUGUUGUAACAGUAUCUAAUCAAAUAUGGCACAGACUCAAAUUUACUUUCACACAUCUCGCUGCAUGGUACUAAAUUUUCAUUUACAUUUUCAGUUUCUCUGUUAGAGUUCGGUUGUACUGCCAAUCGUAUUGCGUAACUUUGAAGUAAUAUUUUUUAUCCCGCUUUUGCAACAUUUUUUAUUGCUCUAAGAUUUUUUCAAAUCUAACUAGUAGUUCGCGUGUUUCACCUUUUUAUAAUACUAUAUAUACUAGAUUGAUUUUUAGAGUUCCUUACCCGAAAAGGGACUCCUAUAGGAUAACUUUCUGUCUAUCUGUCAUAACCUUUUUCCCCAAGAACCCUCUACGUGUUCUUCACCAGUACUACCUUCUAUCCAGUUUAAAUUUAUUAUUUACUUUAAUAAAAACUUAAAUCGCACUUAUCCCGUUAAAUAAUUUCUAAAUUCAAUGCGAUGUUAUAAUUUUUAUAAUAAUUAAAUGUCAUAAACGAAGUAAUUACUUCCAGGUUGAACUUAAAAGAUCUGUACAUAACAUGCGCUGUUGAGUAAAGUUGCCAAACAUAUGCUCUUCAAGGUGCGCAUCCACUUUGCCUAGAUAAUGUUAGGCUUUAUUAGCGUGCGGUAGAUAGAGCAGGGGAGAAUUGAGUGUUUGUAUGUUACGCUAUUCGUGUAUUCAGUAUAUGAAUAUACUUAUGUAUACCGGGUGGGAAUAUUAAGUUUGACAAACGAUUAUUACUCUCGAGCGUAAUAUAAUAAGCAGAAUUAAUGUUGAAUACGCAGUAGGUCUCUAUAAUGCAAAGGUCUCUCGCUGAGCAGCAGUUUGUGAUGUGCACGCACUGUUGCGUUCCGGUUUGAAGAGCAUUGCACUAUUAUUGUCAAAAUAUAGCUUUGUGAAUGACGCUUAACAAUGAGCUAUAUGAAAAAAUCAUUAAAACAACUUUUGUUUAGUAUCGUUUUUUAUAAUUGGAUUGCCGAAUAAAAAAUAUACGGUACCGUAAAUUUACAAAAGCAGAAUAGUUUUAAUGUUAUUAAGCAUUAUUUUUGUGUGUAGUGUAUCAAUAAUCGGCUGUUGAUGCUUAAAAUAUCCACUCGUGUAUGUUUAUGCAAUAUUUUUGUAAUGGAUUUGUCUAUAAAAGGAAUGGGUGUUGGGAGUUGCAGGACGUUUCAUGAUCUUCAUCUCUAAUCAUUAUUUAUAUGUAUAUUAUUGCGAUUAUUUUGUAUAUUUAUAUAGGUGCUCUGUUGUUACAUAAAUGUUAUAAAAUACAACGGUUUGCUUAAAAAAGGCAAAUUAUUUAGAUUUCAUAGCCCAACAUGUAGUAAUCUAAUAGGGCAGGCCCAUGGAUAGUGGAUUUAGUGAAGUGUUGGUGUUAUGUUUAUUCUUAAACGUCAAAUAUACGUGUCAAAGUUAUAGUACACAUAUUAAUUCAGAACUAAAUCGUCAGCGUCUAACAAUAACUUCACCGUCCACCCAACGUUAGUACAUAACUAGAGUUUACCAGUUACGUCUGGUGGAAGGUUUAGCUACCUGGUGGCAUACUGCGGUAUCUUUCGCGUACGAGUGUCUGUUUCUCGUCUAUCGUGAAGCACCUGCGUGUAGGUUUGAGUCUUGUAGUCAGCGUAAUUACUGGUCGUUAUGAGACUUGUCAUGUCUCAUGCUAGUCGCUAGCACAAUAGGAACCAGACGCCAGCAAGACAGUCCACACCGUAUGCAGUGUGCGAACUUGCCCCGGCUCCCGACGCUGGUCAAUGCCUUUAUGGUGCUAUUUAUUAUUUGUUAUAGCAGGCAUUUUCACAAACAAUGCAGAACGAUUAAAUAUGGCGUUGAUUUCCAGGUCGAUAUGUUAACCUUUAUUCGCUAUAUUUCCAUUGUAUUUUUAUUGUCUGAGUGUGCAUUUGAUGUAUCGGUAGGCAGCAUGAGCGCUCGCGGAAUAAAAUACGCUAUAACCGAGGCAGUACGUACUUAUUUCAAUAAUUAGGCGUCGUGCUAUGGAACGGGAAAGGUAAUAAAAUUGUGGUCGCGCUUCAAUCUAUACAUAAUUACAUGCCCAUUUUUAAAAGGCGAAAUUAUCCGCCCAAUGAUUAUAAUUAUUGCACACACAAUUAUAUUAUUGUUAAUAUUUUUCAGGGAAGCUAAUUACUAAAUUAGCAUUAAAGAUUAUAAUUGAAUGUAUAUUAAGCCUAUUUUUUUAUCAGUAUUAUAAUUUCUUAUGCGUUAACAUAAUAUCGAUUAUUAUCAAAAAUAUAUUUUGUUUACAUUUCAAUAGCCUUCGGGGAUAGUUUAGUCCCCCGGCCUUGUAUUAUACAUUUUAAAAUAUAAUUACGUUGUUGUUAAAAAAAUACGAGUAUUAAAUUUUAAUAAGUGUAUCUUCUCUAGUCUAAGCUAGUCUCUAAGCCGGGCUAAUAUGUAUACAAUCGUUCGCCACUAGCCAAGAGAAUAAUCUGUGGAAAGCAAAUUAGGAUAUCAGCAUUUCCGCUUUCGCUCGCUGCCCGCUGCAAGUGCUUCGUAAUAUUUUGUUAAGACGAUUAUUUUUAUUCAGUGUGAUGUUACAAUAUCGAAAGUAAAUAUUAAUAGGGCCCAAUACUUAAAAACAGCAUGUCAUUGAACGUGAUAGUGACUUAUAUUUCAAUUUUAAUAUUAUAUGCUGGCAUGGGAGGGCACGCUCAUGAAUAAUAUAAUAGUGCUGAAUAAUAUCGAAUGUAAUAUUUAAUGCUUCAUGUCCUAAUGUAUUUUUAUAAUUAAUUAUUUGAGUCAUUUGAGAAAUAAAACAAUGUAUCCAAAUUACUAUUAUGGUAUUAAAAGUAAACGAAAAUGUACAACAUUUAUUACGACUACGCUUUACUACAAACAGGCACCACCGAAUAUCUUAUUUGUAUCGGCGUGGCUGGUAGCGAUAGGAGUGUGGUAACCACGCCUGCACACAUGGACAGGCACAUGUCACAGCUUUAGUCGCUUAGACGUUGGGUUUUUCGUUUACAUCACAACCCUAUACAAACAGCAUGAAUUUUUGUACUGUAAAACUACUUUGGAAUCUCCUAUAAGGCGCAGUGUUAUACACCAGUGUUUAAAAACUAAAAUAUUUUUAUUUAAAUUUGACUCAAAUCGAUUAUAUGACGAGAUGUCGCUGUCAAAUAAACGAAAUAUUUUGUCGUUUAAGCGUUUCCUUACAGUAGAUCUAACCUAUCUAAUUAAAUGUCGCUUUGUUCGUUAGUGCAAACGGUCAUUAGAAUCUCUUCCUUAUUUGUAUAUUCGUUCGUUAGGUUGUAAUGAAAUGUAUUAUUAAAACUUUGACAUUCAAUGUAUAUUUAUUUAUAUUAGAUUGUUAGUGUUGGUAGAAAUUUAAUGUCGUACGAACGUAAUUUAAUUUUUCAAUUGAUCUCAAUGGUGCACAGUAUUCAAUUAAGUGGGUUUCAGGAUUGCAUCAGCCAUCAUAUGAACGUUAUAAGCCAUGUUUUAUCAUUGUAACGUUUAAUUUACAGCGUUUAUUUUGAUAUUAUGAGUUACGGAAAGGUUAUAAGUAUAAAAUGAAAUCGCAAUUGAAUAGUUAACCACUUCGUUUUAAUUUAUAUUUUAGUUGAAAUGCUUAUUGUAACUAUGUACGUAAAAUGUGUUAUUUUUAUUAUUACAUUAUGUGUGCAUGAUACGGUAUUAUUGUUAGUUAAAUAAAAUAUUAUUCUGUGUAAUUUAGAAACGACGUGAAUGCAUUCAAAUAAAUCAAGUUACAUGCAAAA